AUGACUGCUUUGCUGGGUCUCGCCCUGCUGACUGCAGCCUUUUCCAGCCCCACCCUGGCUUUUGUCCCCAUCGGAGGUGGGGUCUCCACUCACGUCAGCAUUUCUGGAACGGCGCUGCUGCAGAAAGUGACCGAGGCUUGUCAGGCGGUGGCUGCGGCAAACGGCCACGAGUUCAAACCCACGGGUUCGUCUCCCGAGGAGCUGGUCCAGGCCUGUCUCGGACCCUCGGCCACGGGGGAAGUGUCCGGGGCCAAGUUCCACACAGCUCUUCAAGAAAUCUACACCCAGAAUGGUCUGGUGGACCGCGACUUUAUCAACAGUGCUCCACAUCACUUCAACUCUGAGGCGUUCCAUGAAGGACGAUCCCUGAUCACCGAGGGCCUGGUGGCCAUCAAGGCCAACAUUCGCAAGGAGAACUUCAAGGCUGCCAGAGAGAAUCUGGGAAGAGUCCUUCACACUCUGCAGGAUUUCUACAGCCACAGUAACUGGGUGGAGCUGGGCUACACGGAGCCAUACGCCAACCUCAUCCGGCCAGACCUCCCUCUGGAAAACCUGGCAGAUAUUGAUACCGCUACCUGCAUCGACUGCCAGUCUGGAUCCUGCGUUAAUCCAAUCCUCCCCAACAUCCUGUUGGAGAAGAAACUCACAUCGGGUUACAUGGGAAUUUUCUCUCCUGCCAAGCCUGCAGGAAAGUGCAGCCACGGAGGCGCAGCUGAUCUCACCAGCACCAGAAUUCCCAAAUCAGUCCUGCACAAAGAUGAACCUGGCAAAGACAGCGCUUUCUUCCACAAUACAGCCGUGAAUGUCGCCACAGCUGCGAGCCUCCAGCUGCUGGAGGACAUCCGCUUGGCUGCAGGGGACAAUGACUUUCUGAGAAUGAUGGGGAUCGCCCGCUCGUCGGUUGUGUGCUUUGUCAUCGACACCACCGGCAGUAUGGCAGACGACAUCAACGAAGCCAGAGAAGUCGUCUAUGAAAUUAUUGACAGCAAGAAAGGAACUCAGGACGAGCCCUCUGAGUACAUCCUGGUUCCCUUUAACGACCCAGCUUUCGGUCCAAUGAUAAGGACGACAGAUGCUGACAAAAUGAAAACUGAAAUCUCUAAACUCAAGGCUAACGGUGGUGGUGACCUACCCGAGAUGUGCCUGUCAGGACUUCAGUUGGCUCUCACUGGUUCCCCUUCGUCGUCCCACAUUUAUGUUUUCACUGAUGCAACAGCCAAAGAUAUCGCACUCAAGGACACGAUUGUAGCUCUCAUCAGGAGCACCAAGUCAACAGUGUCAUUCUUCAUGACCGGCGGCACCAAGAGGCGUCGUCGGUCCGUUGGGAAAGCAAGUUUCAAUGACUACAAAGACUUGGCCCUCGCUUCUGGAGGUCAGGCUAUUCAGGUGUCCAAGAAACAGCUUCCGCAGGCCACAGACGUCAUCUUGGACACAUCAACAUCUGCUCUGGUAACAAUUCUGCAGCGAGCAAGGACCCCUGGGAAAACAGAGACCUUCCCCUUUGUGUUGGACGACUCUCUGAAAAACGUCACACUCUACAUCACAGGAAGCUCCAUAACUUUCACCCUGACCAACCCAUCGGGUGUUACCCAGAAACAGAAUCAGGCCAGCGGUGCCCUGGGGACUAUUCGGUCUGUGGGCAAUCUGUGGAGAAUUUCUCUCAACUCUAACAAGGAGGCGGGAGAAUGGCAGAUCAACAUCGUCACCUCGGCACCAUACACAAUCAAAGUCACAGGCCAGAGUACCAUCACUUUCAUCUAUGACUUUGUGGAAAAGUUUGAUGGACCUCAUCCGGGUUUUGCGGUUCUGAGCGGGCGUCCACAAGCAGGAAGCCCGGCCACCUUGAAGCUCUCAGUUAUGGGUAGAAAAGGUUCCUCCUCUCUGACUAUUGGGGAAGUCGGACUGGUAUUAGUGUCCCGUCCUGAAAAUGUCACGAAGGGCGUGAUGGGAGACAUGGGCAACGGAGACAUCCUGGUGACAGUUGAUGAGGUCCCUCAGGGAGAGUUUGUGGUCCUUCUGAAAGGAGUCGACCAGGUGUCAAACAGCAAAUUCCAGAGGCAGUCAACCACUCAGAUGUCCGUCUCUAAAGUGAACAUCCAGACGACUGUGGACAGCAGCAUGGAGCCUGGAAAGAACUUCGAGGUCCCCUUCAGCGUGAUGACCCAGGGCUCUGGCGGUUCAUACACCAUCGACAUUAGGAACGACCGACGCUUCGCCAUGACCUACCCAACAAAACUCCAGCUGAAGCCUGGACAGUAUGCUAACGGUACGCUGACGAUCAGCCCACCUCAGGACACGCUGUCUGGCACUGACGUCACCGUGACCAUUGAGGCCAAGUCGUCCAGCGGCGCCGACUCCAACUAUGCGGUCCUCAGACUGUCCGUCAUGACCAAGAUUACAGACUUCAUCGGGCCGCGGUGCGACGUGGUCAGCGUUCAAGCUGCUGACUGCCCUGCGGACAUGACCCAGUGCGGACCUUUCCACUGGCAGCUGUCGGCGAACCUCACCGAUGGAAACGGCACCGGGAUCGAGAGCCUGUACCUGCACCAGGGCACUGGAGACUUCACACACUCCGGGCUGAGCGCUGCCGUCGUCGAGGCGCAGUACAACGCCUCCUGCUGCUCGCAGGUCGUUGAGCUCAUUGCCACAGAUCAAAUCGGAAAUGUGGGGAAGUGCUAUCACUCUAUAGCGCGUUCGGGCGGGCCGCCGUCCCUCACGCUGUCGCUGCCGCUGUGGCUUUGCCUCCUGGUUUCCGCCUUGGCAUUGAGGCUUUGA
Molecule: messenger RNA, 2775 nt
Organism: Salarias fasciatus (jewelled blenny)
Lineage: Eukaryota; Metazoa; Chordata; Actinopteri; Blenniiformes; Blenniidae
Gene: vwa11
Product: von Willebrand factor A domain containing 11
Exons: 17
Coding region: 1-2775 (924 amino acids)
Source: RefSeq, a predicted model, not a curated record